Messenger RNA from Vombatus ursinus (common wombat), 1425 nucleotides. It is a transcript of the gene TNMD, whose product is annotated as tenomodulin. Bases 51 to 1082 code for a protein of 343 amino acids. The record is from RefSeq and is a predicted model, not a curated record. The transcript has 7 exons. Gene Ontology annotation, biological process: negative regulation of endothelial cell proliferation; negative regulation of angiogenesis. NCBI's taxonomy places the organism in Eukaryota, Metazoa, Chordata, Mammalia, Diprotodontia, Vombatidae.
UGGUCUUGCAGUCUUCUCAGAGCGCAGGCAAGAGAGCUUCACUCUGAGAGAUGGUGGCGGCAAAGAACUCUCCAGACAACUGUGAGGACUGUCACUUUCUAGAUGGGGAGACACCAAAGUCCAAGAAGAAGAUCUGCAAGACGUUAAAGAUUGGGGGACUGGUCUUCGGUAUCCUGGCUCUUUCCCUCACUCUCAUAUUUUUGGGAGGCAAGCACUUCUGGAACCUCGAACCCCAAAAAAUCUAUGAUGUAGAGCAUACAUUCUUCAGCAAUGGGGAGAAGAAAAAGAUCUUGAUGGAAAUUGAUCCUAUAACCAAAACAGAGAUUUUCCGAAGCGGAAAUGGCAGCGACGAGACAUUGGAAAUCCAUGACUUUAAAAACGGCUACACCGGUAUCUUCUUUGCUGAGCUCCAAAAAUGCUUCCUGAAAACUCAGAUUAAAGUAAUCCCUGAUUUUGAUGAAACUGAGAUGGAAGACGCUGAGAACGAUGAGAUCACAACAACCUACUUUGAGCAAUCUAUGGUCUGGAUUCCGGGAGAAAAGCCUAUUGAAAACAAAGACUUCCUGAAAGGCUCCAAAAUCUUUGAAGUCUGCCAGAAUGUGAGCAUACAUUGGAUCCAUCCCACGCUACUAACAGCUUCUGAAUUUCAGGACUUUGAGGGAGGAAAUGAAAAUGUCCACUUUCUCACAAACCGAAAAAGUGGGAUUGACCUCAAUGAGCAGUGGAUGGACCCAGAAGUAAAGCCUGGGAAGAAACGCCAGAGCCGACAGCUAGCUGAAGAGGAUCUCCCAGUGAACGACUAUGUAAAUUUGGGGGUUAGACCGAAAAUGGAGUCGAAUUUGACCCCAUGCUGGAUGAAAGAGGUUAUUGUUGUAUUUACUGUCGUCGGGGUAACCGCUAUUGCCGCCGGGUGUGUGAGCCUUUACUGGGCUUCUACCCCUACCCGUACUGCUACCAAGGAGGGAGGGUCAUCUGUCGGGUUAUCAUGCCUUGUAACUGGUGGGUGGCGCGCAUGUUGGGGAGGGUCUAGUGCCAAACUUAGGCACCACCCAAGUAAGCCAAUCCAUGAUAUCCAUGUGUAACCCAGUGAAUGUAUGCCUGUGAGGCACUUGGCUACUUGCCCUCAAUGGCCAUUAUGUAGUUACCUUAUUACUAUAAUAUAAAUGCAUGUGUCAUCAAUGACCUGAUUCUUGCCAAACACUCUCCAUGCAUCGGGGCAGAAAGUCCUCCCUGACCACCUUCUCACUCCAAAAUGGUGCAGAUUUGUCUUAACAUGGGCAAGUUCAGCAGAACGUCUGCGGAUAUGUUGGAGCCUGCAACCAGCUGGGGAGAGGAGGGAUGGCAGGCAGGAUUCCCAAAUAUUGCCUUUUAUGAUGCUGUAUAGAGAAUGUGGAAAUGAAAGGCUGAUAAUAAAAUACUACCAUA